Molecule: messenger RNA, 830 nt
Organism: Cottoperca gobio
Lineage: Eukaryota; Metazoa; Chordata; Actinopteri; Perciformes; Bovichtidae
Gene: mcee
Product: methylmalonyl CoA epimerase
Exons: 3
Coding region: 98-619 (173 amino acids)
Biological process (GO): L-methylmalonyl-CoA metabolic process
Cellular component (GO): mitochondrion
Molecular function (GO): methylmalonyl-CoA epimerase activity
Source: RefSeq, a predicted model, not a curated record
GCCAUCUUUUCUCCCACAUGCGUGUACGUGUGUGUCUCAGGUAAACAGGCUCGUCUGGAAACUCUUCCGCUGCUAUUUCUGGUUCCGAGAUACAAACAUGGCGUCCGCCGUGCUGAAGGUUGCAGUGGCAGGUCUUUCUAGAUGUUCUCGUCUCACACUCAUGAGAGCACAUUCAACAACAACACCCCUCCAUCAGGGCGUGCCUGGAUCACUCUGGAAGAUUGGGAGGCUGAACCACAUUGCCAUCGCCGUCCCCGAUAUGGAGAAGGCUACAGCUCUGUAUCGGGACGUACUGGGGGCCACAGUGAGUGCCAAGGUGCCCCUACCUGAGCAUGGUGUAUACACUGUGUUUGUGGAGCUCGGCAACACUAAGCUGGAGCUGCUCCAUCCUCUGGGAGAGAAGAGCCCGAUCGCUGGCUUCUUACAGAAAAACAAGUCUGGAGGGAUGCACCACAUUUGUAUUGAGGUCGACGACAUUAAUGCUGCAAUAGUCGACUUGAAAGCAAAGAACAUCAGAACUCUGUCAGCAGAGCCUCGGAUAGGUGCUCAUGGGAAACCAGUGAUGUUUCUCCACCCUAAAGACUGUGACGGUGUGCUAGUGGAGCUUGAAGAAGCGUGAACACUGACUUGGGAGCUGUUAAUUCACUUUUAUAUAUUCCACAGUCAGUUUGAUAACAAAUGUUGAUCUUGUAAUAUUUGUCUUUAUAGCACUAAGGUUUAGUCUUCUCAUUUCAGAAAUGUUCCUCAAAGUUGUUCCUCCAAUUCUGUUCUUGACUUUCCUGUUGUGUUGGGAAUAAAUAAGUGUUCAAUAAAUGUCCAUUUGCAUUUGA